Molecule: messenger RNA, 1431 nt
Organism: Penicillium digitatum Pd1
Lineage: Eukaryota; Fungi; Ascomycota; Eurotiomycetes; Eurotiales; Aspergillaceae
Product: alpha/beta fold hydrolase
Biological process (GO): acylglycerol catabolic process
Cellular component (GO): mitochondrion
Molecular function (GO): monoacylglycerol lipase activity
Source: RefSeq, a predicted model, not a curated record
AUGGGUAAAUCCCUAGCCCGUGCCUUGAUCAGCGCGGUCAUCUUUGCCUACGGCUCCUUCACAGUAAUUCUUUACAGCCUCAUUGCCUUGGCGAAAGGCACAUACUUCAAUUGCCCCACUGAAGACGAGAAAAGGGACCUACAGCUUGCUCGCAAUCGUCUGUGGAAUUUAUCUAAAGACUUCGAAGGUCUCUCUCACCACAUUCUAACUCUGCAGAGCGGAUUCAAGUUCCACUUUGUCAGUAACGAUCUCCCGAACACACCGGAAACCAUCAAUUCUGAGAAACCAUUGGUCAUUUUCAUUCAUGGAUUCCCCGAUAGCUGGGCGAUCUGGCGACACAUAAUCAGAAACCCUGCUCUACAAGAAGCCGUUUCGCUCGUUGCAAUUGACCUUCCCGGAUAUGGAGGAACAGAGAGCCUGGAGAAAUAUACUGCCACAAACGUCUUGGAGAAAUUGACAGAGCUGAUCGUCACCCUGCGGAUCCAGUAUGGUGUGGACUCGGAUAAGGAAAGCAACAAAAAGAGAACCAUAAUCGUUGCCCAUGAUUGGGGCUGUGUCUUGUCCAUACGCCUCGCGGCCGAGGCUCCGUCCCUGGCCCAUCGGUUCAUCCUGUCCAACGGACCAUCAAUGAAAUUGGUUGAAUCCAAUAUCCGCCGUCUGCUCUUCUCAGCCAAUAAGAUGCUCGGUAACGCCUGGCGUUCACCACUGCAUGCCCGCGUCCCGCUGAUGCAGGCCCUCCGAACCCUCACCCCUCUCGCCCGCCAGCUUUUCCUAUCCGGCUAUAUCUUUGCUAUGCAGCUACCUACGCCAAUUAUCUCUUACUUCCUGUCCGGAGGCAACCAGUCACUGUUGAAAAGUUGCCACCUCGCCUCGUACAACAAAGAUGAAUGUACCCCCCUCGACGUGGCAAACAGCAUGGCUAGCACUAUGGGUCCAUCCGCCGCAGAAUUUGAUACCAAAACUCCCAGCGGUGAUGCCUACCCCGCCAGCCUCGGUGAACGCGCGUUCGCACAUGUCAUACACAUGGCGGCUUAUUACCGUGAUCGAGCUGCGGUAGCACAUUGGGUUAAGUCCAUUGAGACGGUUGCUAGCUUGCACAGCAUUGCAUCCGAAAAGCGGAUGGCGAGCAGCGGAGCUGGGUUGUUUGAUGAAGGCCCCCCGGGCGCUCUCAAAGCUAGCACGACCAUUUUCUGGGGCAAGGAUGAUAUUGCUCUUGAUCAGAGGAUCUGCCUUGACGGGAUGGGUGAUUAUCUGGUGCAGGGGUCCCAGGUUGUGCUACUUCCCCGUACUGGACAUUGGACUCCGGUUGAACGUGAGAGUGGCGCAGCUCUGAUCAAGACCAUUGAAUGGGCUGCUCAAGGCGAAGAGGGAGAUAUUGUGACAGCCAUUGGUGAAUCCUACCCUGGUGUCCAUAUCACUUUUUCACGAUAA